AUGUUUAUUUCAGGCUACCCAGCCACUUGGAGAGGAGCAGAAAAAUCCUUUGUAAUUACUCGUGAAAGCUGGAUAGGACCACGAAAGGAUUUUCUUGCAAUUUCUUACAUGGCAUCAGCAUUUUAUUCUUGGGAAUCAACAUUAGGCAACGAGUGCUCGAAAGAAGGGCCCAAAACUGAUACCUCGUUUAAGGCAACGAAAGCGAAAUCUUUUGCAACAGCUCGAGCACAUUUGACACAUCCCACGUAAUU
This is a messenger RNA of Cylicostephanus goldi, 251 nucleotides long. Lineage: Eukaryota; Metazoa; Nematoda; Chromadorea; Rhabditida; Strongylidae. The record is from the annotation of a GenBank genome assembly.